Phytophthora infestans T30-4 is the source of this 1857-nucleotide messenger RNA. RefSeq lists its product as uncharacterized. Lineage: Eukaryota; Oomycota; Peronosporomycetes; Peronosporales; Peronosporaceae. Gene Ontology annotation, molecular function: alpha-1,2-mannosyltransferase activity. Bases 1 to 1857 code for a protein of 618 amino acids. The record is from RefSeq and is a predicted model, not a curated record. Gene Ontology annotation, cellular component: Golgi apparatus. Gene Ontology annotation, biological process: mannan biosynthetic process. The transcript is spliced from 2 exons.
AUGCUCGGACAAAUUCGCCUUCGGCGACCACAGUCUCCAGUAGUUGGAUGGGUAACAGUUCUACUGCUUGUUGCUUUAUCAGCAUCGUGCGGCUGGUACAGCCAACAAGUCGUCACGUAUUCGUAUCGAGGCGAACGCGAAGUCAACAGCGUGACCCACGACGUCAUCGUCCGUCGUCAGCAGCUUCUCACGAAACUCACAGCUCCGGCCGAUGGCUCUGGCUCAUCCGCUCCAGUAAAAAUUAUGCUUGAUCCCGUCCAUGUCUCGCGUGUUCCACGAGAAACCCCAGACGACACGCCGAAACCAACACCAAAGCCAACCCCGAAGCGCACAUCUCCACCCCCAAAGAAACCAACUCGCAAGCCUCUGCCUAAUCCGAACGUAGAGAAACUAUGGAGUCCCGUCAAAACCCUUGCCGACCUGGAACAGCUCGAGUGUGUUGCAUGGCGACAAAUAGCUAACUGCUCCCCCCGAGGGGAUUUCAAGCCAAAGCGAGAUGCUACGUGUGACCGUAAAAUUUCACCUGCCGACUCCGGAUUCUGUGAGUAUCGUCACCGCAAAACAGGAGAAGUGCGUCGACUCAUCGCAGCCAAGUGCAAGUCUCGGGCCAGUCAAAUGGGCUACUCGUGCGCGAAUGCCACUAUGCUAGUUCGCUACAACCUUUUGGCGGACGAUUAUAAGCCAGAAUACCCACUUUCGUUCGAGAACAACCGACGGGACUUUCUCCUAGAGAAUGGUUUUAUUAAAGAAAACACAAGCCAACCGUUGGUGUUGAGUGGACAGAAAGUAGCGCCUCCUGCGUCUUUUACAAAAGGCAUCGCAUACGUCGUAUACGAGCAAUUGUUCCUAAGUGUAUACGCUGCGAUUCGAGCUCUACGUUCUGCCGGCUGUACACUCCCCAUCGAGCUCUGGUAUCGAGAAGAGGAGACCAACACGUCACACCCGUUAUUACAAGAGCUCCGUAGUAAAUACGGUGCUUAUCUCCGCGUCAUAAAAGACCCUCGAGCUGUCAAGUUCUAUACGAAACUCUAUGCGGUUUUCUACAGUGUUUUCGAUAAUCUUCUGCUACUUGACGCCGACAACUUCGCAGCGCGAGAUCCCACACACUUGUUCAGUACCGAGGUGUACAACGACACGGGUGCUGUCUUCUGGCCGGAUUUCUGGAUGCCCAACCGCACAAUUUUCAAGACCAAGAAAGGCAGCGACGUGUGGGAACUCCUGGGUGUCCCGUUUGUCGAUAUGUUUGAGCAAGAGAGCGGCCAAGUGCUGGUGAACCGAGUCAAGCACACAAAGGCGUUGCAUGCUUUACUGCACUAUGGCCUCACGGAACCUCACUUACCUGCCAAAUUCGAUAUGCUCUGGGGAGACAAAGAUCUCUUCCGCUUCGCCUGGAUGCGUACGAACUCGAGUUUCCACAUGAUCAAGCGCCCAGCAGGCAGCGCAGGACUGAAGGCUCCGCAUCUUAAUAUUUUCUGCGGUAACACUAUGGUACAGCAUGAUCCUGACGGAGAGGUAGCGUUUCUUCAUCGGAACAUUGUCAAGUUCUUACCGGAGGGAAACAAUACGCAGAAACUCUGGCAAUACGUGCAGCAGUACAAUAUGAACCAAGAUCUGCGCUACUACGAAGUUCGGGGAGAUGUGGAUCAUCGAUGGUUCCCGAAUAUUAGAAAAUGUUACGGAAAGCGCAUAAAUUAUCUGCGAGCGUAUUCUCUCAUGGCUAUAAAGGAAUUUCCGUUUGCAGGCCUUGAAGACGAGAUUAUUAGCCACGUACAAGAAGCCGAGAGCAUUGUCAAACAAUCUGGGUAUGUAAGUACAGUAACGCAGCCUCCGAAGACAAGGAAAAUUAAGAAAAAGUAA